GUGAGUGGACACUAUCUAUAGCACUGAUACACAUGCAGGUCUGUAGUGUAUGUAGCCUGCUGUACCUCACACCGCCUCAAUUAGCAUUUAGCUAGCGAGUUUACAGCUGAACUGUCGGCUAUGAUGAGAUUAGCUUUCACCCGGGGAAGAGCUUUAGGAUUUUUAUAAUGACCUCCACACAAAUAUAUACAAAUGGACUACUUGGUACAAACAUUUAGCUAAUUCUGUGCUCUAUGUAGCGUAACUGUGGAAAUCCACGAUGCCUUCAGCGAAGGUGUUGAAGAACACGCAGUACAUCGAGCUGGGCAGUUAUCAGUACUGGCCUGUGCUUGUGCCCAGAGGAAUCAGACUGUACACUUAUGAGCAAGUGCCAGGCUUUCUGAGGGAGAACCCCUACAUCACUGACGGCUACAGAGCUUACCUCACCUCCAGACUGUGUAUUAAAAGUCUUUUCAUCCUUUCCAAUGAGACUGUGAACAUCUGGAGUCACCUGCUCGGGUUCUUCCUGUUCUUCUCCUUGGGAGUGUACGACAUGGUGGCUGUGCUGCCUAUGGCCGGAGCCUCCAGAGAAGAUUAUGUCAUCUACUCUAUAAGCCUCUUCUGCUUCCAGGUGUGCAUGCUGUGCUCAGUGGGAUAUCACCUGUUCUGCUGUCACCGUUCGGAAAAAAACAGCCGGCGCUGGAUGGCACUGGAUUACGCAGGGGUCUCUAUCGGAACGUUGGGCUGCUACGUUCCAGGUGUCUUCUACGCCUUCUACUGCAAUAACUACUGGCGGCAGGUGUAUCUGGUUAUGGUUCUGGCAAUGACCCUAGCGGAGUUCUUUGCCCAGAUACACCCACUUUACUUGACAAAGAAGUGGCAGAAGCUGCGCUCCGUCAUCUUCUGCUCUGUAGUGGCCUACGGCCUCAUCCCUACCAUCCACUGGAUCUGGCUUAGUGGAGGUUUCAGCUCAGAAAUAGUGCAGGACUUUAUUCCCAGAGUGCUCAUAUUGUAUUUGCUUGCUACAGUUGCCUUCAUCUUUUAUGUCUCCAAAGUUCCAGAGCGCUACUUUCCAGGUCAGCUGAACUACAUCGGCUCGAGCCACCAGAUUUGGCACAUACUGGUGGUGCUCAUGUUCUACUGGUGGCAUCAGUCUGCACUGUUCAUCACUAACUACAGACACUCACACCCUUGCCCUGACUACCUCCAGCAUGCUUAGGGCAGAAUCAUCAGCUCUGAGACAGACGCACAACUGGAAUAUGAUUCACAAGAGAGGAACUUUGUUUAACGCACAGCUUUUUUUUUUUUUUUUUUUUUUGCCAAGCGAUUGUAUAUCAGGUGAGAUUAAUUCCUGACUCUGUUGCUAAUGCUAAUCACGACUACAGGCCAUUUUGGUCACUAUGAGAGUCUUUAGUGAGUCUCAAAUGUAUUAGGUUCCUGUCCUGUUAAACAAUUAGUUCUGUAAAUACUGUAGAAAAGUGCCUAGCAAUUUUAUCCGAUGCAUUUAAAGUGAAUGAUAGGACCAUCCUACUGUAGCUGAUGAGAUGUGAAGUUCUUUUUUUUCAAAAACACAUCAGAGUGGCAAUGCAGUAUUCAUCACUAUUCCAUCAGGCUCAGUGAAUGAUAAGCAUAUGUUCAUCAUCAUCAGUACUUUUAUUAGAAACGAUGAGGCUGUUUCACUAACUUUCAGUGGGGUAGAGGGAAAUAUACGAGGAUUGUUUAAUAUUUAAAGAUAUUUCUUGCAAAUGUGUUGUCCAUAAACUGCCCAGUGGUAUUUUGAUAUUAUACCAAAGAUGCUGCAACAUUGGAGCUUAAAAUCUUCGGAGGAAAUGAAACCAACUGCUGUUAGUUCACCGUGAUAUCAAUAUGGGGAAAUUUGUCACCACGAUCCCUUUUUUAAAACAAAAAUGUACCUAAUUGUAAAUCCACAAAACGUACGUUACAUGAGGUUCUUUGUAGCACUGACUUUUUUUUAAGGAUUUCCAUAAGCUAUAAUAUACAAUGGGACCUUAAAAAAAAAAAAAGUAAAAAAUCUUUUGUAUUAAUAAGACAUCUGCCUUUUACUGCAAAAGAAAUUGUACUAUUGCAGCUUUUUAAAAUGUAACUUGUUUUUUCUCAAUUUUUGUUGUUUAAACUGUUUUGGGUGCAAUAUUAUUUUUUUUCCACAGUUAUUAUAGGUAAUUCUGGAAAAAAACAAAAAGCAUACAAUUUCCGUGUUAGUUUGUAGUCUUAAAGAAAGAUGGCUGUCCUAGCAAUAUUCUCAUUUUUUACUUGGAGAGAUUCCUUUAAUUAAGUUUGUUAAAUAACACUAUAUACACACAUAUAUAACAAAAUUAAGACUGUUGCUAAAUAAGAAUUCAACAUUUUAUUGCAUUGUUAGAGAUCAGUGUAGCAAGACAAAUCAAACAAAUAAGAAAAAUAAAGACAGUAAAUAUUGCAAUGCUAGUUGGUCAAUUGAUAAAAGAAGCUAAAACUGUUUCUGUAGUCAGUGAUGUCCCCUGUGCUGUAAAAGUCUUUGUCCCAUUUAUAUGUUCUGUAAAAACAUCACUCUCUCCUCAGUUCCAGUUAAAUUGUGUGUAUGUUUAUAUGCUUUGUCUUGUGUUAGUCGAGUUGAACUCCUUAUUCUGUACACAUUAAAAUUGAACAGAAUACAUUC
Messenger RNA from Silurus meridionalis, 2635 nucleotides. It is a transcript of the gene paqr3a, whose product is annotated as progestin and adipoQ receptor family member IIIa. The coding region runs from base 260 to 1198 and encodes 312 amino acids. The record is from RefSeq and is a predicted model, not a curated record. NCBI's taxonomy places the organism in Eukaryota, Metazoa, Chordata, Actinopteri, Siluriformes, Siluridae. The transcript has 7 exons. Gene Ontology annotation, cellular component: membrane. Gene Ontology annotation, molecular function: signaling receptor activity.